Molecule: messenger RNA, 5369 nt
Organism: Pseudophryne corroboree (corroboree frog)
Lineage: Eukaryota; Metazoa; Chordata; Amphibia; Anura; Myobatrachidae
Gene: MAMDC2
Product: MAM domain containing 2
Exons: 14
Coding region: 202-2295 (697 amino acids)
Cellular component (GO): membrane
Source: RefSeq, a predicted model, not a curated record
GUCUGCAUCUCCCCUCCCUGUAAUCUUUGUCUUUUUCUCCCUUCCCUCACUCUCCACCUUCCCCCAUCCCGCCUCCACUAGGGGGGCUAGAGGGGGACAGCAGCGAUUCAUCCACAGCCCAUCCCCGAUCUGCAUACCCGGGAGUGUGGCUCUCAGUGCAGCCCUUGCUGGUAGGUGACCCUGGAGCUGGUACCUCUCCUCAUGGCUAAUAUGCUACCCCUGAUGCUGGGUCUCCGUGUGCUGCUGCUGGCAGGUUUGCAGUUUGCUGAGGGGGCCGCUGUCUCUGACGGAUCCUGCACCUUUGAAAAUAGUACAUGUGACUAUAAAUCUGCCUAUGCAUUUCUUCCAUGGAUUGUAAACUCUGAAGGUCAUUAUAUCUCAGUGGAUACGUUUCGAGGGUUACAUGGCCAAAAAGCUGUUCUUGUGAGUCCUGAUCUCCAAUUUGAUGAAUGGAGCUGCCUUCGACUGGUUUAUCAAAUGACUGGUUUGGAAUCCUCCCCCAAUCCAAGUAUGUUAAGUGUUUUUGUCAGGCCUGAUGGUGAGAGUUUUGAUUAUCUUCUAUGGUCAACCCGGGAACAGUCAGAUGGCUGGUUAAUAGCAAGCAUUGAUUUGAGAAAUUCAUCAAAAAAGUACAAGAUUAUAUUAGAAGGCAUACUUGGAGCAGAUGAAAAUAACAGUAUUGCAAUAUAUGAAUUAAAAAGGACCUCAGGGUAUUGCAUUGAGUGUGACUUUGAGGAAAACCAUCUCUGUGGUUACAUGAACAGCUGGAACCCAAAUGUAAACUGGUUUGUGGGAGGAGGCAACAUCAGAAAUUCCCAGGCUAUCAUGCCUAGCGACCACACUCUUCAGAGUGAAUUAGGGCACUACAUGUAUGUUGAUUCUGUCUAUGCCAAACAGUUCCAAGAAGUGGCUCAGUUAGUGUCCCCAAUGAUUGUUACCCCUAUAUCUGGCUGCCUUUCCUUUUAUUAUCGAAUUCAGCGUGAAAGCAGUAAUGUAUUUAUGGUUUACACAAGAGACUUGCACGGCUCAUAUGAGGAAAUCUGGAAAAUGAACAAUGUGAGGCAAGGUGAAUGGAAUCUGGCUGAGGUUGACCUAAAUGCUUUGUUCCCAGUAGAGGUUGUCUUUGAAGUUGCUUUCAAUGGGAUCCAAGCAGGAUAUGUUGCUGUGGAUGAUAUCUCAUUUUCAGCGGAAUACUGCAGUGGUGAAAGAGGGGAGAUAUUCAGUGCACAUGAAGCUGGGUGUGACUUUGAAAAUGGUCUGUGCAAGUUUCACCUGGAUGAUAAAGAUGCUUCUGGUUGGAGCAGGGUGAACGUGAAGCCAAAUAUCUACAGAACUGGAGACCACACGACAGGACUGGGUUAUUUCAUGCUAGCUAACACAAGAUUUACCUCCCAGUCAAGCUAUUUUGGACGCCUCUAUGGCCCUUCUUUGCCAGGAAAUAUGCAAUAUUGUCUGCGGUUUUUUUAUGCACUUUAUGGAUUUUCAAAAGUAAGCGACGCCCUGGCUGUUUACAUUUUUGAAGAGAACCACGUUGUUAAAGAAAAAGCUUGGUCUGUUCAUGAGUCACCCAAAGGAGUCUGGUUACAAGCAGAAAUCAAUAUAAAUAAACCUAUGCCAUGCAAGGUGGUUUUUGUGAGUUGGUGUAAAAGUUUUUGGGAUUGUGGUUUGGCAGCACUUGAUGAUGUUUCAGUGAGCAUUGGAAACUGCCAUGUAAUCGAUAGGAUGCCGCCGUUGCCUGGCAGAUGUACUUUUGAAAAAGAUGUUUGUGGAUUUCAACAAGAACACCAAAGAGGAGGAAUAUGGCACAGGAUACGUGGCACAACUUCUACAUCUUACACAGGACCAAGGGGAGAUCACACUUCUGGGGUAGGAUACUACAUGUACAUUGAAGCGACAAACAUGGUCUAUGGACAAAAAGCACUACUUAUCUCCAGACAACUUCGAGCCAUUUAUGGAAAGCAGUGUUUAACUUUUUUUUACCAUAUGUAUGGAGCCGGUAUUGGAUUGCUUAAUGUGUAUUUGAGGGAAGAAGGUGGUAAACGCCAUCAAACUCUUCUGUGGACCAGGAGAGGUGAACAGAGUAUUAGCUGGCUGAGAGCACAGAUAGAAUAUGAGAGUGACAAGCAACAUCAGAUUGUGUUUGAAGCUAUUCGUGGUGUAUCAAUAAGAAGUGAUGUUGCAAUUGAUGAUAUCACAUUUACGAAUGGACCUUGUAAAGGAGCUGGAUUCGAUACUGGGUCCUUUUGUUUGCCAUGUCUCAGCACUAAACUGCUGAGCCUCAACUGGAUAACGUAGCAGUUGAUACGCUUGAAUCUGGAUUUAUGCUAUGUUUAGAUUUUAAAACUGUGGUGAUGCCUUCUUAUCAAUUUAGCCAAUAUAAUCCAAAAGUUAAUUUCGUUGUAUUUAUCAUCUGUAAUUACUCAUGUAUUUAUUUGUAUGGUUAAAUCUGUAAACUGGUAUACAAAAACCUUUUUCUUGGUUAAAAACUAUACUGAUCACCUAUAAGCUAAUUUUUGUAUGUGGAUGUACACAUGCAAUCCUUAAUUAAUUGCUCCUGUUGAUUGGUUAACUGACCACUUAAAUACCUGAGUCAAUGGACACCCACAAACUCCUGCUAAAGAAACAGCUACCAUUUAAUAGCAGAGAAACGAGUCAAGGAUCAUCUACAUCACUGCCAUCACUGGAGCUGAAUACUUCAUCCUGGACCACACAAGUGGCAGGGAAGCCCACACACAGCCACGCUCUCCCUCCCCUUGGCCACUGUUCCCUGGGUGCUGUCAAUGCCUGUGCCUGACAACAGCAGGGAGCAUGGAUAACCUCUAGCCAUGGACUCAAGCACAGUAACAAGUGCAGAAGUACACAAUGAGAGGCACCGCUGAUAUCAAAGUAACAUUGGAGAUAUGGGGGUGAUUCAGAGUCUGCCCUCUUCUCAGGCUCUACCCCCCUCCCCCAUCCCGCACAGGUGUGAAAGCAUCGCAAGGCGUGAUGCUUUUGCACCCGCCGAGUAGCUCCCUGCCUGCACAAUAGGAACGUGAGUCCGGAACACUAUUGUUAACUGUAUUAAGGAGAGGUUUAGCUCCAUAGUGGGUGUGAUUGUAACCAAAUUUUCAUUCAUUUUUUAAUUCUUUGUUUACUGUGUGUAAUAUAUGGAUACAGUUUAUAUUAUUAAAGAUUUAUAUGUAUAAUUGUAUUCUGCACUCUCAUGUUUUAUAAUAUUGUUCACACCUUUAAUCAGUUUAGCUGCUGCACCUGCACUUAAUCCCUCACACUAUUUUCACCAUUUUAUGUGUGGUGCUAGGGCCACAAAUAAUAUUUUUCAUUGAGGCAUUUUUUCUCAAACAUUGCUUACAUUUGCUCUAUUGGUAAUAACUUCCAACAAAAAUAGAGGACCUGAUUUUCCACCCUGUCUUUAUUUGUGAAAGAACUGCCCCCAAAACCCACACUAGAAGCUUCCAUUUGGACUAAACUUUUGGCUGAAGUUGGGUGCUUGGAGCACUAGGUUGAGAAGAGGGCAGACCGAAGGUCUAUCUAGACGGCCUCUGAAGAAUCCAUCCAAAACAACUGAUCCUGACAGGACUACUUCAACAAUUCCAUAAAGACUGUAGCUCUAGUUGUAAAGUGUUCUAUGAAUCACCAGUAUUACCCUUCUAGACCCAAGAAGGUUUGGAACUGCAAUUUUCACUAGGGUUUUGGUUAGUUUUUAACUGCUUCCAUUUUGUCCAGCUUUACUCAACCCUGCCCUACUAUGUACCUCAAGUAUUUGGCUUCCCUCACAGGUAUGGUACAUUGGGUUCACAGUUAACUCAUUCGAUCUCAGAGAGGCCAAAACUGUGUCACCCUUAGACAAAUGAGAUUCCUAGUCUGAAAAAUAGAUUACAAUGUCAUAGACCAAAAUGGGGUCUCUUCAUCAGUUUACAGCAACUUGGAACAUGGCAGGAGCUCCAUGCAACUCAAAAAAAAACAGAAAUGUAUAAUAGAAAAGCUUCAGGAGUGAAAAAAUGCUGUCUUCAGCUUGGCCGAGGGAGUCAAGAGAAAUUGCCAAUACCCUUGUGUGAGGUCAAGGGUACUUAAAAAGCUAAUCACUACUAAAUUUUCCACCAACUCUUCUACCCUCAGAAUAGGAAAAGCAUCAAACUGAAAUAUGAUAUUCAGUUUCCUAAUGUCACUGCAGAAGCAGAUUGUGCCAUUGGAUUUGGAAAUUAACAUAAUAGGACUGUUCCACUCUCUGUUGGAUUAUUCAGUAACAGAUAGACCAUUUUCUUUAUUUCUUAAUCGCAGCUCAUCUGGCCUUUUGAAUGCAGUACGACCUCUACUUAAGCACCACACCUGGUAGAGUGACCGUGUUAUACUUAAGUUAGUCCAGCCCAGGAUGUCAGAGAACACAUCUCUGUUCCGGUAUACCAUUUCUUUUGCUUGCUGUAUCAGCAUCAACAUUCUGUUCACUGAUCCAGCUGCUCUUCCCAGACUCUGCACUCACGUUUUCCUACUGGCUGUUGAAAUGCAACAACUGGACGCAGCAGAAGAGGCACACAUCGGCUAUUACAUUCAAGUUUCCAUUUAAGGCCAUCUAACCUAACACUAAUUGUUAGGUGAUUAGUCUUUCUACAGAAACUAGCAUCUUAACUUAUUUUCCAGUCAGUAGCACUUCUGCCUUGCCCUGUGGUUUGGCUACCUUUGUUGUCAGACCUUAGAACCACACUUUGACCAACCUCUGCCUUUGUCCUGCACUUCCAAUACCUUAGUUGCCAGACCAGGAACUAGACAUUGACUCGCCUUUGUCUUUACCCAACACUUUGGAUACCUUGUUGCUAGACAUGGUGCUGGAAUUGAGCUGUUUCUGCCGUUGCCUCACACGUCUGAAUAUAUUGCCACAUGGAUUACGCAAGGUUUAUCAUCUGUCCCACACUGCUAUGUAAAUAUGCUGUUUAGGAUUACUCAUCCAUCCUUCAGUAAUGGAGCGAUAAUAUGCAAACCUUAUGUCAGUUCUCCCCUUGUGCACCAGCAUGCGACAGACAGUACAGGUGCUGAAAUGCCUACUUUUAGUAUCCAAGGAUGCAGUAUGGGCCAAAAUACCAUAUUAAUGUAGAGCUUGGCCAGAAUGGUUCAUGUUGACAGUAAAUUGAUAAUCUGAUUAAACAUGUGUUACAGCAGUGGUACUCAGAAGAGUGUAAUUUGACUGAUUUUAUCUGAACAUAAUCUCUAAUUAUGAAAAAAAUUACUUCAUGGCACAGGAGGAAAAAGUAAUAUGGAACAAAAAGUAGUGUAAAGGAUAUAUGUAUGCAAGAUAAAGCUACAGUAGAUACAAUUUAUUCAAUUGCUUUAAAUAAAAAAAACAUUUAUAAUUACUACAAUAACUAUACAACAUCCUG